Messenger RNA from Pantherophis guttatus, 1190 nucleotides. Its product is annotated as olfactory receptor 14A16-like. Lineage: Eukaryota; Metazoa; Chordata; Lepidosauria; Squamata; Colubridae. Gene Ontology annotation, molecular function: olfactory receptor activity; G protein-coupled receptor activity. Gene Ontology annotation, cellular component: membrane. The record is from RefSeq and is a predicted model, not a curated record. Gene Ontology annotation, biological process: G protein-coupled receptor signaling pathway.
AUGGGCAACCAAUCCAUUGUGAAAGAAUUCCUUUUAAUGGGAUUUGCAGAUGACCAUGAAACACAAAUUUUGCAUUUAGUUAUUUUUCUGUUUGUUUAUUUAACAGCUGCAGUGGGAAAUCUUCUGAUCAUCAUGGCUGUCACCCUAGACCGUUAUCUUUACAAUCCCAUGUAUUUCUUUUUGGUUCACCUGUCAUUUUUAGAUCUCUGCUUUAUUUCUACUACAGUUCCUAAAUCCAUAGCCAUUUCAAUUACAAAAAACAGAGUAGUAACAUUUGCUGGAUGUGCUGCACAGCUAUUUUUAAUUGUUACUUAUACUAGCGGUGAGCUUUUUUUGCUCACUGCCAUGGCCUAUGACCGUUAUGUAGCCAUCUGCCACCCUCUGCAAUACAGUAUGAUCAUGAACUGGAAUGCCUGCAUUCAAAUGGCAUCUGCUGCCUGGAUCAGCAGCCUGAUUCAUGCAGUAUUAGAAACCAGUCUAACUUUCAGAGGGAACUUUUGUGGAUCCAAUAAAAUUAGACAAUUUUUCUGUGAUAUGCCUCUGUUGCAAAAAAUGUCUUGCACUGAUUCAAAUGUUCAUACAUUUCUCAUUGUUAUUCUUGGAGUCAUUAUAGUUACAUUUUGCAUUGGAGUUCUGUUUGCUUCUUAUGGAUAUAUCUUUUCAACUGUGCUGAAGAUAACAUCAGUUCACGCAAGAAUCAAAACUUUUUCAACCUGCACUCCUCAUCUGACUGUGUUUUCCUUAUUUGUUAUCACUGCUGUAUUUUCAUAUAUGAUUCCAAAAAACCUUUCUACUCCAAUUGUGGAUGUGGUUGCUGCAUGCCUGUAUACACUUUUGCCACCAGUUCUAAAUCCCAUCAUUUACAGUUUAAGGAAUAAGGAUAUACAAAAAUCUGUGUGGAAAAUAUCCACCAGAUUAAAGCAUCUCCUACGGUGAUUGCAAACAUUCUUAUAAGAGUUGUGCAAGGAACUUAUAAUUGCAUAAGAAUAUCAGGGCCAAUUGGAUACUGUGUGGAAACUAGAAAUUUGAAAUGGUUGUAUUUGUUGAUAGACCAUUUUUCCAGAGUCCAAUAUGUAAAAUAUUGGCCAGUUCCUCUGCCUGUCUUCUUAUUCCACCCCCCACACUUCACAACCCACUUUUUCUAUAUCCUUUUUAGAAUUGGAAAUUUAAAAAUAAAGCAAUUUGAAGUU